Messenger RNA from Pichia kudriavzevii, 1677 nucleotides. RefSeq lists its product as uncharacterized. Bases 1 to 1677 code for a protein of 558 amino acids. The transcript has a single exon. NCBI's taxonomy places the organism in Eukaryota, Fungi, Ascomycota, Pichiomycetes, Pichiales, Pichiaceae. Gene Ontology annotation, molecular function: arylsulfatase activity. The record is from RefSeq and is a predicted model, not a curated record.
AUGACAGCUAUAUCUAAAAGACCAAAUUUCAUUGUCAUCGUUGCCGACGAUUUGGGAUUCACAGACACAUCUGCAUUUGGAGGUGAAAUCAACACCCCUAACUUGAACAAACUUGCUCAAAGAGGACUUAGGUUUACAGACUUUCAUACUGCAUCAGCAUGUUCACCAACAAGAUCGAUGUUACUAUCUGGUACAGACAACCAUAUUGCUGGAUUGGGUCAAAUGAGGGAAUUUAUCAACAGAAUUCCCGAAAAGUUUGCUGAUAAACCAGGUUAUGAAGGUUAUUUAAAUUUCAGAAUUGCUGCAUUACCUGAAAUUCUAAAAGAAGCAGGAUAUUACAACUUUAUUUCUGGUAAAUGGCACCUUGGUUUUUCGGAAGAACAUUGGCCCGAUAAAAGAGGGUUCCAUAAAUCAUUCACACUAAUCCCAGGUGCGGGAAAUCAUUAUAAAUAUUAUCCAAAGGAUGAAGAUGGACACUUGAAAUUUAUGACACCAAUAUUUGAGUCUGAUGGUAGGAAGAUUGAUCCUGACAAAGAGAUACCUGAUGAUUUUUACAGUACCGACUAUUUCACUGAAAAGUUUCUUAGCUUUUUAGAUUCCGAAGAGAGGGAAGACCGACCAUUUCUUGGAUUGCUAACUUAUACUGCACCACAUUGGCCAUAUCAAGCCCCACAAGAAGUUAUAGAGAAAUACAAGGGUGUGUAUGAUGAUGGACCAAGAAAGUUAAGAGAAAGAAGAUUGAAGGACGCCAUUAAGCUGGGAAUCAUUCCAGAGGGCAUUGAUCCGCAUGCAGUUGAAACUCACAAAGACUCUGCUUGGGAUGAUUUGACUCCAGAAGAACAACAAACAGAGGCAAAAAUCAUGGAAAUUUAUGCGGCAAUGGUAGAGAUUAUGGACACGAAUAUUGGUAAGGUCCUCGAUAGAGUUGAGGAGCUAGGUGAACUAGAUAACACCUUUAUAGUUUUCAUGUCCGAUAACGGUGCUGAAGGCAUGUUAAUGGAAGCAAUGGCAACUGUAUCACAGAAUUUCCAAUAUUUCAUUUCUAAAUACUAUAACAAUGCCUAUGAUAAUCUAGGAAACAAAGAUUCUUUUGUUUGGUAUUCUGAAGAGUGGGCACAGGCUGCAACUGCACCGUAUUAUAUGUAUAAGAUGUGGGCUUCAGAAGGAGGUAUUAGAUGUCCUCUAAUAGUGAGUCAUCCUGAUUUAAUUCCAGAGGAGGAUAACGGAGGUAUCAAGGAUGGAUUUGUCACGGUGAUGGACAUCUUACCAACCAUUUUAGAAUUGGCCAAUGUGAAACAUCCAGCCCCUGAUUUUCAGGGCAGACAAGUUGCUACUGUUCGUGGGUCCUCGUGGGUAGACUAUCUCUCCCACAACAGUGAUGAGGUUCACAAUGACGACAAGAUCAUUGGCUGGGAGCUAUUUGCACAACAAGCCAUACGGAAGGGGAAAUAUAAGGCCCUCUACAUUCCAAAACCUUUAGGGUCGGAUAAGUGGCAGUUGUUCAAUAUCCGAACCGAUCCCGGUGAGACAACAGACCUUGCAGAUGAAAAUCCAGAAGUUUUGGCUGAAAUGAUCAAUUAUUGGUCUGAAUAUGUCGCUGAGACCGGUCUCGUUGAGGUUACAGACGUGUUUUACGAUAGGGUCAAGAUGGAAUAUGAAACCAAACGUUUAUAUUGA